GUGGCUAGUAAUCGGGUGCGGUGUUUAGGAACAGGUUGAGAGGUUGGAGAGCUUGAGUUGGUACUGCUCAGAGUGAAGCCGGAAUCUGUAUUAUUCCGUCGUCGGCGGCAGUUAAACCUUUCACUCCGAUGACUUUCACUCAGUUCUCAAUGAUUGAAGAGUUGGCUUCUCUAGUUAAAGAUAAUCUUCCUAGCAAGCAUCUCAUUUUGUCGGUGGAAGAGCUGUUGGUGAAUUUUCUUGAGGAAGAUACAAGUGUAGAUAGAGUGCUUGAGCUGGAACCAAUGAAUCCUUAUAAUCGUCUGCUCGUGCAUCGUCUUGCUGACAUUUUUGGGUUCUCUCAUCAGUCUGUCGGUGAAGGAGAAUCCAGGCACUUAGUUCUGGAGCGUUGCCUAGAGACGUCAAUGCCACCCAUCCUUGUGAGUGAUUUGGUCUUGCAAUUUGAUGAAAGGCAGCCAAGUAUGACUUUUGACGAACCGAGAUGGAAUGAAGUUAUGCCAGGCCAGAGUAACACGGCCUUGAGUAAAUCUUCAUUCGAGGAGAGGGAAACAUCUUAUAUUGCUGCAAGGGAAAGAAUAUUUUCUUCAGAUGCAAGGGAGACAAAAAUGGUGAAGGAGAGGCCAAAAUAUGAUCCUGUGGUUGCCCGCCGUAUGAUAACUCAUGCACUUGGCCAUUCAGACAAGGCGACACAACAUGAGCCAAGUUCAAAUGAUGCUAAGGAUGCUACACAAGCAGCAAAUGGUAUGAAAUUCCAGUACACGGAAUAUGAGCGGGACUUAUGUGGUAGAGACGAGCUGGGGAAAAACUCAACUCCCAGGACAUGUGAGACCUCAAAAGAAGGCCUGUCAAAGAAUAGCAUAAAAAGAAGUGAUGAUUGUUUGAGAAAUGAGCAUAUGGGAGCUGCCAAGAGAUUGUUUGCUAAUGCUUUGGGGAUGCAUCCAAGGGAUGCCAAUCACCCAAAGUGUGAUGGAACAAGGAAUUCCAGUUGCUGAUAUUUUCGAUACAGAUUUGGAAGCUUUCUGGCCCCUAAUAUGACAAACAAACUGGUUUUUUGCAAUCCCGCGACUCCUCUUGUGCAUCAAGGAUGAAUGAUCCAUUUAUUUGGCCGGAGAAACGAGUUACAUGACUAGCACAUGCCAUAUUCCCAAUAAUAAGUUUUGGCAUAUCUGGACUAUAGUUGUCCAUCGUUUUUGAGUUUUUCAAGUUAAGAGCAUUGGUAUUUCAUUAUGAUUAUUGAUUAUGCAUUUACAUAUAAUUUUGAUACACCACAAUUUAUCUCGUAUUUCAACUUACCCAGUUGAGGUAUCCAUGGUCUAAAAAACUGGAUCGGUUCCUGGUCCCGUCCUCACCCAAAAAGCGCCUGGCAAAGAACCGGUCUUUGACCAGUCGGACCCAUCAAAACCUGUCAGUCGGACUAGUUUGAUUUUUUUAUUUAUUUAAAGUUUUAUAUUUAAAAUAUAUUUUCUAUUAAAAAGUACAUAUUCCAAUAUUUUAGAUAUGUACAAACAAUUAU
Messenger RNA from Striga asiatica, 1510 nucleotides. Lineage: Eukaryota; Viridiplantae; Streptophyta; Magnoliopsida; Lamiales; Orobanchaceae. The record is from the annotation of a GenBank genome assembly.